AGUCGUUGACUUAGGCGAAGUUGAGUGCUUAGAUUUUUCGCAACUGGCAAUGCCGUCACUUAGAGCUUUUGAGCUUUUUGCCAUUUAUAAUAGCUUGGCCGAACUUUUAACGGAUUUAGAUCGUCGCAAAAAGCAACGCAAACAAUCGACAACGCGACUCCGAGCAAUACAAUUGAUCAGAAAAGACAGGAAAAAAAUAUAUAGCAUAUAGACGGAAAUAUUUGAAAGAAGUGUUACACUUAGAUUGUUUGCAUUUUUUGUUUCCUUGACUGAGCUAUGAGUGGCGUGCUGCGUCGCGGUUCCUUGAAUUUCGAUUGCGUUGGCAGCUCACGGGGCAGCCUUGAUUCGAACCUUUAUGGCGGUUACCGCGAGGCAAAGCCAACACCAGGCACACCGGAAAUAAAUGUGAUUGCAAUGGACUUUCGUCGACAUUCGGAUGAUCUGAAGAAGGUCGGCCUCAUGGCUAUGGCUGCACCAAUUGCGAGUCCUGUCAAGGACCUUAGCCAAGAUAUCGACAGCGAUGUUCUAUCCAAUUUUCUGGGUCAUUAUCGCAAAUGGAGCUUUGUGUGGACCUUUCUGCUGUGCCUAUUCCAGUUACCAACCACAUUUCAUUUGUUUAUGUUUGUGUUUCAGACCGCGCCAAAGGAUUAUUGGUGCGCCAGACCAGCAAAUCUUCAAAGCCUUAGCGUUACGGAAUGGCGAAAUCUCAGUCAGACGCCCAAUGGCUGUCAACUCCUUGACAUUGACUAUAGUCAGGUAAUCUUGGACAAUGGACAGCUGCUCAAUUGGCCCAGCAAUACCUCCGAUAUAGGCUACAGGCAGUGUCAGCAAUUCGAGUUCUCCGAUAUCGAUGGCGAUGCCAAGACUGUGGUGGAGGACUUCAGCUUAGUUUGUGGCAACAACAUUACAAAUUAUGUGGAAAUGUGUUUUCUGAUGGGCGCGGCAGCUGGAGCCGUGCUGUCGGGUUGGAUCUCGGACCGUUUUGGUCGGCGACACACAUUGAUGAGCUUUGUUUUAAUACAAACCAUUUUCGGUGGUAUUUUGGCCUUCUCGACAUCGGUGGCCAUGUUCAUGUCGCUACGUGUUAUAAUUGGAUUCGCAUCAAUGACCGUGACUGUUGUAAGCUUCGUGUUAGUCGUCGAGCUGGUCUCCGGCAAAUGGCGGACAAUAAUCGGCAUAUUAAACAUUUUACCAGUGGCCAUCUCCUAUGUCCUGUCAUCUGGCAUUGCCUAUCUCAUCCGAGACUGGCGUACACUGCAGCUGGUCAUAUCCUGGCCAUGGCUAGCCUUGCUCUCCAUUUGGUACUGGCUGCCGGAGUCUCCACGCUGGCUUCUGGCACAGGGUCGCCUAGAGGAACUUAGUUGUUUGAUUGAGGGCGCAGCCAAGAUGAACGGCACCACACUGCCCAACAACUAUCAAAAAAUGCUAGAAGCCGCCGUCCCUAUGGCCAUGCAGCAUCAGGACUCAGCCCAGGCAGAAGCUGUCAACACAGCCAUUGAGGAGAGCAAGACGCCAUCGGAUUUACAUCAUUUGGGUGUGCAUGUAAAUCCGGUGUUUGUUGUCUUUAGCAGCAAGUACUGGCGCACCACCAUGCUCACUCUGAUAAUUUGGUUCACCCUAAUCAUAAUCUAUUUUGGCCUGACUCUGCAUCUAAGCAACUUGGGCGGCAAUGUCUACAUAAACAGCGCAGUAGCCGGCAGUGUUGAGUCCAUUUCCAUAUGCAUCAGCAUUUUCAUAGUGAUGAAAGCCGGCAUCAGGCGCAGCCUGCUAGGCUACAUGUUGCUGCCUGGCCUCUGCUGUCUGGCCACCAAUUUGGUGCCCCAGGGCGACCAUAACCAGGCAGGCGUCAUUGCUCUAGCCACCGUAGCCAAGUGUUUAAUAGGCGCCAAUAAUGCCAUUAUACCCACUUACACAGCGAUGCAGUAUCCGACUAUUGUUCGUAACUUUGGCGUGGGAAUGGGGAAUUUGGCAUCAGGCAUUGCGCUCAUUCUGGUUCCCUCAUUGUGGCAGUUGGAGCACUACGACGCUCUGCUUCCUUUGAAUAUAAUGGGAGUUUGUGGAUUGAUUGGCGCUGUUGCUAUAAUUUUGAUGAAGGACGUUGAAUAG
Messenger RNA from Drosophila hydei, 2106 nucleotides. RefSeq names its product organic cation transporter protein. Gene Ontology annotation, biological process: transmembrane transport. The coding region runs from base 277 to 2106 and encodes 609 amino acids. The record is from RefSeq and is a predicted model, not a curated record. Gene Ontology annotation, cellular component: membrane. Lineage: Eukaryota; Metazoa; Arthropoda; Insecta; Diptera; Drosophilidae. Gene Ontology annotation, molecular function: transmembrane transporter activity. The transcript is spliced from 6 exons.